CCGCGCCUCCAACUCCAAUCCGAUACAGUACGACACAGACGAUCGGCGUGUGUGCAUCGCGCACGAAUACGCGCAGCACUAUAAAUACUGCGUUAACAAAUCAGUGGACAAAAUGUUUGUGUCGGUGUGAUAAUUGUCGGUUCAAAUACGUUAAUUAGUGAAUAAAUAUAAUAAAAAUCGAUGAUUGUAUAACAAUUUGUGCAGUAAAAACUGUGCUAGAAAUAAUAUUCCUCGACAAACCAAAUUUUUGCAAUCGGAAAGCACUGAGUUGCCAGUUGUCUGUCAAAAUAAUCAUUCAUUUUAAUUAACAAAAAUAAAAAGGAAGUUAUUCGUAAUUCCAAAUGGUAGUUACCGAUUAAUAUGAAUUUUUUUUCCGGCUUAACUUGUUUAUUUUUUUAAUCGUUGUGAUUUAGGUUAAAUUCAUUUUGUUUUUACUGUAUGUAUGACAUUUAAGCUGCUAUUAUGGAUUCAAAAGUCGUUCUCAAAGAAAAAAAUCCGCACGACAAAGCAAACAUUAUAUCGAAAACUUUCCUCUUAUGGAGUUUCUCCUUGUUUCGCAAGGGGUUCAAAAGUAGUCUUACGAUAGAAGAUCUGUUUCAAGCACGCGCUGGCGACCAUUCAGGCCGAUUAGGCGAUCGUUUGGAAGAAGCGUGGCAAAAAGAACUCAACAAUGCGCGACAUAAUGGUACAAGACCUUCACUCUCAAGAGCUAUUGUUAGAUCCUUUUGGUUCGAAUACAUGAUAUGCGGAUUUUUCGUAGGCAUUUUAUUUAUUAUUUUAUGGCCAUUAAUCCCAUAUAUGUUAGCUUUGUUUAUUGGAUACUUCGCUGAUGAGAAGACACUGGAAAGUUACAGAAAUGCUCAUAUUUAUAACUUCUUAUUGAACUUCUUCAGUAUUGCUACAGCUGUUAUACUGAAUCAUGUAUAUUUAAUGCAAGGCUGCGUCGGUAUGAGAGUGAGGAUAGCGUGUUGUUCAUUAUUAUUUAGAAAGAUUUUGAAGCUGAACCGGACAGGUCUUAAUAAAACGGAACCUGGACAAGUUAUAAAUUUAAUGUCAAACGAUGUGAAUCGUUUCGAUUUGGUGGCAACGUUCUUGAACUACAUCUGGGUGAUGCCGAUAGUUGUGGCUGUUGUUUCAUAUCUCGUGUGGCAGCACAUAGGCUGGGCCACACUCGCAGCGCUUGCUGUUAUAUUCUUACAGACUGUUCUUGUUCAAGCGUAUUUGAGUAACCUACAAGGUAAAUUUAGAGGGAAGAUUGCAAAUCGAACCGACGAAAGAGUCAAGGUUAUGAGCGAACUCGUUAACGGAGUGCAGGUCAUUAAGAUGUACACGUGGGAGAAGCCAUUCGAGAAACUGGUCGACAAACUGCGCAGAAUGGAAGUAAGCUUUGUACUGAAGACUUCGUUCAUUAAAGGAUUCUCAACCGCGUUGAGUGUGUUUACGGAACGGUUUAUAUUGUUUUCCGCGGUGGUUGCUUUCGUGGUGAUGGGUGGUUAUAUACGAGCAGAGAUCACCUUCUCACUAGUCCAGUACUUCAAUCUGCUACAACUCGCAUGCAAUAUACUAUUUCCAAUGGCGUUGUCAUUCCUCGCUGAAGCUAUGGUUUCCGUGAGGAGAUUAGAGGAUUUCCUAUCAUUAGAUGAAUUGGAAUCGGCAAAGGCUAAGGAAGUUUAUUCCCUCGCUCUCAACGGUCAAGGCCUUAUCAGUAAUGGUGCGGAUAAAGAGAAACAUAUAGAAAAAGAAAAAAGCCAGCCAACAGGACUGACGCUGGCUAACGUUAGUGCGAGCUGGCAAGAGAAUCCUAUCGUGGAAACUUUAAGAAACAUUACAUUGACAGUAAAACACGGAGAGUUCUUAGGUGUCGCCGGACUUGUUGGAUCUGGAAAGUCAUCACUUUUACAACUGAUCUUAGGCGAGUUGGAGCCAUCCCAUGGGACUGUGUCCUUGGGUGGCGGUAGAAUAUCAUACGCCAGUCAGGAGCCGUGGCUGUUCGUCGCCUCAGUCAGACAGAAUAUUCUGUUCGGUCUGCCCUACGACCGCGUUCGUUAUAAAAAGGUGGUUUCGGCAUGCGCUCUGAUGCGGGACUUCGAGCUGCUGCCGGCGGGUGACGCGACGCUGGUCGGCGAGCGCGGCAUCAGUCUCAGCGGUGGACAGCGCGCGCGCAUCGGUCUAGCGCGCGCCUGCUACAGACAGGCGGAUAUAUACUUGCUGGACGAUCCCCUGUCCGCCGUAGACACGCACGUUGGCAAGCACCUGAUGACCGAGUGCGUCCUGGGCUUGCUGAAGGGCACCACGAGGAUCCUCGUCACGCAUCAACUGCAUCACCUUAGAGCAGCAGAUAACCUCAUCAUACUUCGAAAUGGUGAAAUCGAGACACAAGGUAGUUUCGAAGAAGUGUCGCGAUCUCCCCUAUUUGAGGAACUGUUGGAGGAAGAUGAGCAGCCGCAAGAGGAUAGCGCGGCCAAGGCGCGCUCCGAGCAAAUGCGACAACGCACAAUGUCAAUCAAGUCACACACGAGUACCAGCACGCUGGCAGAGGGUGAAGGCAACCAGGACGAACCGGGUGAAACAGAUGAGCUCAUGGAAAAAGGUCGUGUGUCGGGCUCCGUAUACUUGAAGUACUUCCGCGCUGGCGGCGGCUGGCCGCUGCUUAUAUUUACCAUCAUCUCUAUUGUAGCCGCGCAAGUCGUCACCUCCUUUGGUGAUCUCUGGCUUACGAGUUGGAUGAACAAAGUAGAAGCGAGGCAUGCGAGAUUAAAUACCGAAAACAAUGAUACAAAUUUAAUAAAUCCCUUAAAUUAUACCGACUCGUUUAACGAUACUACGGAACUACCAAGCUUUAUGGAUGACGUAACGGACACGAUCUCAACAACGAAUCCAAACCAUACCAUCAUUGGUACUAUGCUUAAGACGGCUGUUACUAUGCAGAAUAUAACCUUGACUGAGCAGCAGCCAUUGGAUAAUAACUUUUAUAUCUAUAUUUGGGCAGCUGCUAUACUUGGAUGUAUUAUUUUAACUACAGAAAGAUCGUUGUUGUUCCUGUGGGUGUGCAUGCGCAGCUCUAUAAAGUUACAUAACUUAAUGUUCAGUAACAUUUUAUCAGCUACGAUGCGCUUCUUCGACACCAACCCAUCUGGUCGUAUCCUGAAUAGAUUUUCUAAGGAUAUGGGUGUCGUUGACGAAAUAUUACCCAGGAUGAUAUUAGACAGCAUGCAGAUGUUUAUGGUGAUGUUCGGUAUUCUGAUAAUGGUUGCGAUCGUGAACCCGUACAUGUUGCUGACUACGGCGGUGUGCGGAAUCUUCAUGUACCUUUGGACUGUCAUCUACCUCAACACCGCGCAGGCUAUUAAGAGGGUGGAGGGCGUGUCGCGCAGCCCGGUGUUCUCUCACGUGUCGGCCACCAUGGCGGGCCUGCCGACAGUGCGCGCCUGCAGCGCAGAGGAGAUGCUGCGCGUACAGUUCGACGAGAAACAAGACGUGCACACUGCCGCCUGGUAUCUAACACUGAUAACGAAUACCGCGUUCUCGCUUUGGCUAAGUCUCAUAUCGGCGUCGUAUGUAGUCAUCGUCGCUUACACUUUCCUACUGUUGGACGAUGGUACGACAAAGUCAGGUGACGUGGGGCUGGCGCUAUCCCAGGGUCUGAUCCUGGUGAACAUGGUGCAGCACGGCAUCAAGCAGGCGACGGAGGUGAUCUCGCAGAUGACGAGCGUGGAGCGCGUGGUGCAGUUCACGUCGCUGCCGCAGGAGGAGAGCGCGGGUCCGCCGCCGCCGCCCGCCUGGCCGCAGCGCGCUCGUCUCGUCUUCAAAAACCUGUAUCUCAGAUACGACCGAGAAGCGGAACCUGUGCUCAAGAAUCUCAAUAUCGUUAUCGAAAGCGGUUGGAAGGUGGGUGUGGUGGGUCGCACGGGCGCCGGCAAGUCCUCGCUCAUCUCUGCGCUGUUCCGUCUCGCGCCCAUCGACGGACAUGUUUACAUCGAUGACGUCGAAACUGGCUCCAUCGCGCUUAAGGACUUGAGGUCGAAGAUCGCCAUCAUCCCCCAGGAACCGGUGCUUUUCUCGGCCAGCGUGCGGUACAACAUGGAUCCCUUCGACAAGUACACCGACGCCGAGAUUUGGAAGGCAUUAGAGCAGGUGGAACUAAAGCAGAGCGUCUCGUCACUGUCUGCGGCGGUGACUUCGGGCGGCGGCAACUUUAGCGCGGGCCAGCGGCAGCUCGUGUGUCUGGCGCGCGCCGCCCUCGCCCGCAACCGCCUGCUCGUGCUCGACGAGGCCACCGCCAACGUCGACCCCAAUACGGACGCGCUGAUCCAGAAGUCGAUCCGCAAACACUUUUCUGAGUGCACGGUGAUCACUGUGGCGCAUCGCCUACACACCGUCGCAGACUCCGACCGUGUCAUCGUGAUGGAAGCAGGUCAAAUAGUGGAAUCAGGUCAUCCGCACGAACUGCUGCAGAAGAGCGACGGUCACUUCGCGCGCAUGGUGAAGCAGCUCGGCCCCGCCUCCGAGCAGAGCCUGCGCAACGUCGCCCGCACCGCCUACGCCGACCACAUACGAUAUGUAGAUGCUGACGAACAACUCCAAUAGAACUGUACCUCGAGAUUACACAGACUCACUAACAUAUAAAGAUAUCCGAAUGAUAUCUGGCUAUCUGGAAAUACACUUUUUGCUUCGUUCCGACUUAAAAGCGCUGAAAUCAAUGUCGACUAAUUCUAUAUCUUAAAUUAGUUCAAGUUUUCAACACUGCUACUAAUAGCUACCGUCAACGUCAAAAUGGCGAGGUAUGCACGUAACUCAAACCAAAAUCUAACUGUCUGCAAAACUGUCUUUAAAAAAGUACUGUCUAUUGUAAAAUGUACCAACCAAAUGUAUAACUUUAAAAUGGAUAACAGAGAUAAAAAUGACGGUAGCGUAAAAAACAUCCAGUUUUUGUCUUUGUGGAUCUGUCAUUUUGUGGAAGGUAUUUAUAAUAUUGCGUCUGUGGCAUAGAAGUUAAGGACUUGUAAUCUGCAGGCUCUGGGUUCUAAUCCCAACAUAUACCAAUGUGUUUUUUAAUUUUAGAAUUUUAUAUGUACAUUUAUCUAACGUUCUUACGACGAAGGAAAACAUCGUAAUGCAACCUGCACAUCAUUGAGAAGAAAUUCAAAGAUAUAUACGAAGUCAACCAGCACUAGACCAGCGUGAUUGACAACUUUAGUCUCCAAGACCCAGAGGGGACAUAUAAUGAACUGAUGAUGACAAUAUUUCAGCCUUUUGGUUAGCAACAAAACUUGUAUUGAGAUCGAAAAACAAGCAUGUAAAACUGGUACAAAAAUAAAAUCUUGUCAACUUGUAUGACAUGUUUCAACAGGAAGGACAGUUAUAAUGAAUUGCUAUUUAUUACUUCUAAUACCUGUCUCAAAUGAUAAAUAUAUUAGGGAUAAUUAAGUAAGUUAUAUCAUAAUUAAAUUAUUUACUAUUUGUUACUUAAAAAAGAAAACAAAACAUCCACUUUUGUGCAUUAAACUGUGCUCAUCUGGUGCUAUAAACGUAAAGUUACCUUUUGGUACUUAAUUUACUGAAUUCAUAUUGUUCUACAAACAUAGCCUCUUAACUAUUUUACUAUUGCAUUCUUGAUAACAAUAUACAUGAAAUAAAUUAUAUUAGGUUAUGAUAAAUAUGCAGAAAUAACAUUGUAUUUGUGAUUCAUGUAAGAAAAACCAUUUAAAUAUUUUAUAAUCUAUUUAUUUAUAAUGAGCCAUAUAAGCUAUUAUAAAUACUCUAUAAAAGACGUAACGAUAAUUAUAUACUUUUAAAAACAAUGUGGCCUAAAAACCUGUGUUACUAAAAAUUAAUUAAAAACAAACAUACACAAUAAGAAGAGGCGCACCUUACAGUGUUAGUUAAUUUUACAAAAUGUGACUGCUUUAUGCUUUAUAAUAAUAAAUAGUACUUAAAAUAUGUACUUGAAAUACUUUUUGAAAUAUUUUUAUUUUCUUGAAGAGAAAUACACUUGAAUUAAAGUUUACGAUGUUGAAAGAUAUAUUCUCAUAUAUUUUAAGGUUAUAAUUAAGAAUAUUGAGCCAAUACAGCUCACAUGUAUUUAUUGUUUCUUUUGAAUAAAGGUUAAAAACAAAAAAAAACUGAAAUAAUGCCAUUACAUUUUGUUAGUGUUUAAUAAACCAGUGUUACUUAAAUUAUAUUUUGUAAUAAAAGAAAAUAUAAAUAUUAU
Molecule: messenger RNA, 6211 nt
Organism: Papilio xuthus (Asian swallowtail)
Lineage: Eukaryota; Metazoa; Arthropoda; Insecta; Lepidoptera; Papilionidae
Product: multidrug resistance-associated protein 4
Exons: 24
Coding region: 463-4587 (1374 amino acids)
Biological process (GO): transmembrane transport
Cellular component (GO): membrane
Molecular function (GO): ATP binding; ATP hydrolysis activity; ABC-type transporter activity
Source: RefSeq, a predicted model, not a curated record